AUGGCGGAUUUGCAAGAAAUACCACAGGAGGAUACGCCACAACACACAUUAGCUAAUAUAAAUGCUCUUGUCGUAAGAAAUUUUGAUGCUUGGUUUAUAACAAAAGUUAUAACGUUUAAUUUCACUCUUGAUAAUGAUAUUAAUAUUGGACCUGAUAAAAAUGCCGUUGUUGUUAAUACUUUUAAUUUCUUUGAAAGAUAUGAGAAUUCUACGAUAAAAAGGGAGGAAAUUGAAGAAACCUCAUUUUCCUCUACCGAUUCAAAUCGUGGUCGAAUAGUAGCGCAUGCGGUUAAAGAAGCUUGUACUAUUGCGAGCUUAGGACGAAAUCAUCAAGAUUGGGAUGCCGCUUGUAAACUCAUUUUACAAAAUAAAUCGCUCACUAACAAAGAAAAAAGAUCCAUUAUUACUCUCAUAUAUGGUAAACACGAUUAUUUGUCACUUUAG
Messenger RNA from Funneliformis geosporum, 444 nucleotides. Lineage: Eukaryota; Fungi; Glomeromycota; Glomeromycetes; Glomerales; Glomeraceae. The record is from the annotation of a GenBank genome assembly.